AUGGUGGAAAAAAACGUAAAGUCAAGCUCAAGCAAAUCCGAAGAGGCUGAUGAAUCUGACGAAUCUGACGAAUCUGAUAAAAAUAAUUUAAAAGCAGUCCAAGCACCGGCAGACAGUACGAGUGAAAAGAAUACGGCUGUUAAAGAUACAGUUUCAACUUCAAUACAAAAUGAAGAGAAUUCGCCAAUGAUUGCCGACAGUACAGAUGUGACACCAAUUCCCGAGCAAAUAGAACCUGCGCAAUUGCAAGAUGAUGAUUUAUGCUGGGAUUUUGAGAAGGUUGGCUGCAAAGAGCUGGCCGAUACAUAUGGGCCUUUCUGGGGGAUCUCUUGUGACGGUGAUGAAGAUUGUUCUCAUCCAAAAGUCCAAGAGAGGGGAAAAUGCUGUGAGGUUCCCUGUGAUAAUUUGAAUACAAUAUGCCGGUACGCAGUAGAUGAUCUUGUAGGCCCUUUGGAUCCAGAGUAUCCCUAA
Saccostrea cuccullata (small rock oyster) is the source of this 471-nucleotide messenger RNA. RefSeq lists its product as uncharacterized. Lineage: Eukaryota; Metazoa; Mollusca; Bivalvia; Ostreida; Ostreidae. The coding region runs from base 1 to 471 and encodes 156 amino acids. The record is from RefSeq and is a predicted model, not a curated record. The transcript is spliced from 4 exons.